Molecule: messenger RNA, 1437 nt
Organism: Cebus imitator (Panamanian white-faced capuchin)
Lineage: Eukaryota; Metazoa; Chordata; Mammalia; Primates; Cebidae
Product: pre-mRNA-processing factor 6-like
Biological process (GO): mRNA splicing, via spliceosome; spliceosomal tri-snRNP complex assembly
Cellular component (GO): U4/U6 x U5 tri-snRNP complex; catalytic step 2 spliceosome
Molecular function (GO): protein binding
Source: RefSeq, a predicted model, not a curated record
AUGGAGGCUGGCUUUGAUAGCUUUGAUAGCUUCCAGCUCCGGGUCCUCAAUGGCGCGGUCCCCCGGGUCACCCUCGACCAGUCCCUGCUCCUCCUCCUCCUUAAGGAGGAAGAUCGGAAGCACACCUGGAUGGAGGAUGCUGACGGUUGUGUGGCCCACAAUGCCCUGGACUGUGCACGCGCCAUCUACGCCUACACCCUGCAAGUGUUCCCCAGCAAGAAGAGUGUGUGGCCGUGUGCUGCGUGCUUCGAGAAGAACCAUGGCACUCGGGAGUCCCUGGAAGCACUCCUGCAGAGGGCUGUGGCCCACUGCCCCAAAGCGGAGGUGUUGUGGCUCAUGGGUGCCAAGUCCAAGUGGCUGGCAGGGGAUGUGCCCGCAGCAAGGACCAUCCUGACUCUGGCCUUCCAGGCCAACCUCAACAGCGAGGAGAUCUGGCUGGCGGCUGUGAAGCUGGAGUCUGAGAAUGAUGAGUAUGAGCGGCGGAGGCUGCUGGCCAAAGCGCGGAGCAGCGCCCCCACCGCCCGGGUGUUCAUGAAGUCUGUGAAGCUGGAGUGGGUGCAGGACAACAUCAAGGCAGCGCAGGACCUGUGCGAGGAGGCCCUGCGGCACUGUCAGGACGUCCCCAAGAUGUGGAUGAUGAAGGGGCAGAUCGAGGAGCAGAAGGAGCUGAUGGAGAAGGCACGGGAAGCUUACAACCAGGGUUUGAAGAAGUGUCCCCACUCCACAGCCCUGUGGCUGCUGCUGUCUCGGCUGGAGAAGAUUGGGCAGCUUACUCGAGCACGGGCCAUUCUGGAAAAGUCUCGUCUGAAGAACCCAAAGAACCCUGGACUGUGGUUGGAGUCUGUGCGGCUGGAGAACCGUGCGGGGCUGAAGAACAUCGCAAACACGCUCAUGGCCAAGGCGCUGCAGGAGUGCCCUAACUCCGGUAUCCUGUGGUCUGAGGCCAUCUUCGUGGAGGCGAGGCCCCAGAGGAAAACCAAGAGCAUGGAUGCCCUGAAGAAGUGUGAGCAUGACCUUCACAUGCUCCUGGCCGUGGCCAAGCUGUUUUGGAGUGAGCGGAAGAUCACCAAGGCCAGGGAGUGGUUCCACCGUACUGUGAAGAUCUACUCGGACCUGGGGGAUGCCUGGGCCUUCUUCUACAAGUUUGAGCUGCAGCAUGGCACUGAGGAGCAGCAGGAGGAGGUGAGGAAGCGCUGUGAGAGCGCAGAGCCUCGGCAUGGGGAGCUAUGGUGCACCGUGUCCAAGGACAUCGCCAAUUGGCAGAAGAAGAUUGGGGAGGUCCUUAGGCUGGUGGCCGGCCGCAUCAAGAACACCUUCUGAUUGUCCGGCCUCCAUGGACAGAGCUUGGGCUGCACAGGGGAGGCGUGUGGAGGGCUCUGGGCUGUGUCCUCCUUCAUUAUCAUCCUCCAUUAAAAGUUUUUAUGUCUUGUGUCAAAA